AAAGGAAAUAUUUGCUCUUUGCCGUCCUCGCCGCCAGUCCUGCCAUUCCUGUGUUUUCAUAGGACUUUCCGGUCUUUAUCGGAUUGGGCAUGUGCUCGUGACCAGGCCGCAAAAGCCCUUAUCUUCUUGGCCUUCCAACAUCAUCUGUCAAGGAGUAUUUGCUUUGCCGCUCUCGUCGCCAGUCCUGCCAUUCCUGUGGCUUCAUAGGACUCUCCGACCUCACUUGUUGAUUUCGGUUUGGGCACGUACUCGUGGCCAGGCCGCAAAGCUCUUACCACUUUACUCGCAUCUUAUUAUCAUCAUUCAUCUGACAUUUUACAUGAGUCAGGGCUGCUCAACUCUUUGCCAAAGCCCGGGUGGGAGGGCUACUCGAUUCAUCGGGGGUUCUUUCUAAUCUAGUGAAUAUUGAAUACAAUGGCCACCUCACAAAACCCGUCCUGGGUCUUGAAGAAGGCAGUUCUCGUUUAUACACCCGAUUUCGAUGUUUCCUGUUUUGCUCGUCUUCGUAUUGCCCAUGAUAAAACUGCCAACCAAGGAUCCAUAUCUCUUUGGAUUACGGCAGAUCUCGCUAACUUGACCGGCAGAUCACAGGUGCUGACGUUGAAUAUCCCUCCAGAAAGAAUCGAAAAAUGUGCAUUAGCCCGGAUAAGCAACGACAGCCUCUGUUCGCCUAAUUUAGUUUCCAUCCUCCGGGCGCCUGUCGCCAAUGUUUCGGCCGUGUCAACACUUAGUCUGAGACUCAAUACGACCGGCAUCGUUCUUUGUCCAUCUGAGCUGAAGUCUCUAUGCCCAGCCAAUCCAGGGGACUCGAAUUUCCACGCAUUUGCAAAGAUCUGCCAGUCCGAAUUUCUACGCCUUCACUUCUCCAGACGACAAUUUGUGAAUAACGAACUUGAUCAGCUGGAAAUUUUCUCCCGUUCCCUGCGAGAAAGAAGUCUUCAGACAGAGUCUUUUGACCAUGCUCGCCAUGGCGUGGUCCAGAGAGAUUGGCGUGCCUUCAGUCUGUCGCUCGAUCCACCACCAUAUUGUGAGGAGCCCGUCCGGCAGGUGAAGCAGGUGGAUCCACCCUUAUAUAAUGAGUCCGUGUCCGGGCAAGUGGUUGGAAAACGGCGCAGAGACCCAUGGUCGUCCCCUGACGAUGAAAAUCGAAAAAGACUGCUCCUUCCAUCCCCUCAACCGAUAGACUCUCCCACCGAAGUGAAUACGCCGACUACUCUCUCCCCGUCACCGUCCAUCCGCCCAACUUGUUUUACGCGUGCUUCCUCGCCUGGCCGCACAGAACGUCACAAACUUAUGCGUCUUGAACAUGAACUCCGUGGUCUUUCCGACGAUCUGAUUUGCGAACUAUUGAUUCGAUCAGGACGCCAACAUCUGCUAGUCAUUCCGAAGAUUGUAGACAAUGAGCUGCCAUCCGAGUCUGAGAAAGUCAGUUUUGCUGAGGUCGGGAUGAUUGAGCGCCGCCUCAAACGAUAUGUCGAUGAGACGAUCGAGCGCCGCCUCAAAUCACAUGUUGUCGACGAGAUUGUCGAUGGCGCUGUGAGCGAGUAUCGCGAUCAGAUUUUCGACGAAUGCAAAACGCACGAAUGCGAAUUUCGUGAACAAGUCGACGAUUGUAACUCCGAGGUACGCAUUACGGCCAAUGAAUGUAUGAGUGAAAUGAAAGAACAGGCGCAAAAGCACAUGCGUGAAAUCGAAGAGCAAGCGCAACAAUACAUGAAUGAUAUCGAGGAUCAGGGGAACGCGGUUGAGCUGUCUACGAAGGAAAAGGUCGCAAAGCUCAAGCAGACCUCACUCGGCCCUAGCCACGAGGGUACUAAUGCCAGAUGCAGUUCCAUUUAACUGGUACUAGGCUUAUAUCUUAGGAUUGUCUUACCUAGAUUCUUUAUUAGGCCUCUAACGAUGCUAACGUAUUCCCACGGAAAAGUCCAGAGGACAGCCUUUUCUUCGGAAGGUGGUGUCAAGCCGAUGUUGGCAUGUGCGGACUGUUCUUAAUAGUAACCAAUAGAAAG
Molecule: messenger RNA, 2009 nt
Organism: Aspergillus steynii IBT 23096
Lineage: Eukaryota; Fungi; Ascomycota; Eurotiomycetes; Eurotiales; Aspergillaceae
Exons: 2
Coding region: 415-1839 (474 amino acids)
Source: RefSeq, a predicted model, not a curated record